UCAUCUUUGGGUCUGCAGGAAACCGAGUGCACACACCAUACGAGCGAGAGCACUGAGCACACAAAUCUGGCGUUUAGCGUUGGGAUUCCUACUGCAGUAGUACAGCAGUGAAGAGUGGGGAGAGAAGUGAGCAAGCAUUGGUUGCAAGUAGGUGGAGAGAAGAAGAAGGGAGCAAGGAAGCUCGUACAGCUAGCUAGCAGCUAGCUGCUGCAAGCUGGGCUCUUUGCCUUGCCCUGCCUGUGCGUGUUUUGCCAUUGACGGUGCCCUCUUUGAUAGUGAACUCGAUCAAGUUACACACAGAUAUACACCAGUGACAUAGAUAGAUAAAAAGCGGGGAUUGAAAGUGAAGAGCGACAGCAGAGAGAGAGAGGUCGAACGAGAGAGAGAGAGCAGGGGCUGCACAAGUCACAAAGGACGGAGAAGAGAUCCGCGCUCGAUCGUAGCAGACUGCCGGUCUUAAUUAAUACUCCCCUCGGGACCUGCGAAAACGUCAAACUCUUUGCCAUUUAAUACUUUGUCCGUGCAGUCUAGACUUGUGCAUUUGCGCUACACAAAGCAAGCAAGCCAGCCAAGGCCGUGCAGAAAGCAAGAGAGCGAGGGAAGCGAGCCAGCCGAGGAGCGACCAGGGAAGGGAGGACACCUCCCCUGUGGUAUAAAUCGUCCUGAUACUCAAGCUUAGAUUUCAAAUGCGGUCUCAGACACAGGACCUGGCAGCUAGCGAGCAGUGAAGGAGUGAGAAAGGGAAGCGAAACAAGAUCCGAAGGAAGAGCCAGACGAGCACGAAGAAGACCUGGACGAGCACUCGGGCUGUGAUCCGUAGAGGAUAGAGCUGUGCAUGCGCCGGGGCUACUGUUCCUGAUCUCUGUGCUUCAUCGAGCAAGAUGGGGGUCGUCAGACUGGAAGUUGCCAAGUACAUGGAAGACUACACGCGCGAAUACCCACUGAAACGAAUGCCAGGAAUGCCAGCGGCUAUCGCAGCCACGCUGAUCCUCCUCACAUGGAUCAUGUGGGUGCACCGUCACUCGCAGCGAAACCAGAAGGGUCCGAAAAAGUGGUUGUUUAUUGGAUGCAUAAUCGAACAAGCACGAAAUUUCGAUCGGAUACACGACUGGCUGCACGACUACCACAAGAAAGGCUGUCUUACGUUCUCCGUGCCAAUGAUUAGUAUCAACAAUACUUUCACAGUGGACCCUCGCAACGUCGAGCACAUUCUCAAAAACAAUUUCAGCAACUAUCCCAAGGGAGACUUGAUUAGAGAGAGGUUUGGGGACAUGCUCGGACAUGGAAUUUUCAACGUCGAUGGCGACAUGUGGAGGCACCAGCGCAAAGUGGCUACUCUGGAGUUCGCGUCGUCCAAGCUUCGUGACUUUAGCAUCCAUGCAUUCCGCACUGAGGCUUUGAAGCUUGUGCAAGUGCUGGCCAUCGCCGCCAGGAACGGACAAAGAGUUGAUCUUCAGGAUUUGUUCAUGCGUUUAACGCUGGACUCCAUCUGUAAGGUCGGAUUCGGAGUGGACAUUGGCAGCCUUUCCCCCUCGCUGCCGGCCAUCCCGUUUGCUAACGCCUUCGAUGAAGCGAACAGACUGAUCGUCAGGAGAUACAUCGACCCGUUCUGGAAAUUGAAGCGCACUCUGACCAUCGGAGGUGAGGCCAAGCUGAAGAAAUGUAUCAACGUCGUUGACACUUUCAUCUACAAAGUGAUCGAAACCCGCCGAGCUGAAAUGAGCGCGGCAUCCACCCUCGAUCAGGACAAGCAUCAGCAUGCCGGAGUGGAUAUUUUGUCCCGCUUCAUGUCGAUCACCGAUGGGGACCAAACCUACACCGAUGAGCGAUUGCGCGAUGUUGUCAUCAAUUUCAUCAUCGCGGGUAGGGACACCACAGCUAUCACUCUGUCGUGGUUCUUCUUCGAACUUUGCAGGAAUCCCCAAGUGGUUGAGAAAAUAUUGGAGGAAGUGUCGACGGUGCUCGAGGUUGAUCCUCAGGCGCACCUGGACCUGAGCAACUCCAGGGAUGCAGCUGAUUUCGGCGAUAGAGUUCUCGAAUUCGCUCAGUUGCUGACAUACCAGAGUCUCAGUAAGAUGCACUAUCUACACGCAGCCAUCACCGAAGCUCUGCGCCUCUACCCUGCAGUGCCUCUGGAGACCAAAGUGGCCGCAGCCAACGAUACCUUCCCAGACGGAACCCCAAUUAAAAAGGGAGAGUUCGUUAGCUACUCCUCCUAUUCCAUGGGAAGGCUCAAAUAUUUGUGGGGCGCUGAUGUUGCGGAGUUCAAGCCUGAAAGGUGGCUGAGGAGUGGAGUCUACCAGCCCCAGUCUCCAUUUAAGCUGACUGCAUUUCAGGCUGGUCCCAGGAUGUGCUUGGGGAAGGAUUCAUCAUAUCUGCAGAUGAAGUUAACCACUGUCAUUCUGCUUAUGUUCUUCAAGUUCCAGCUCGAGCGGAAGGAUGUGCCCAAUUACAGCCUCAUGGUUGUCCUUUUCAUAGCCAACGGCCUGCCUGUCAAUGUGUUUCAGCGUAAUGGGAGCGAGAGUGGGACGAACGGAAGUGAGUAUUUGUGAUUUGUGGAAGCACCAACAGCUCGACAUACCGCUGAAGGCGAGUUUUGAAAUGUUGGCGCGAAGAGGGAGGGGUGUAAUGUACAUACGUACAUAUGGGGAUAGUGGGAGAGCUGAGUGGUCAUCUGCCAGGAUAGCCCUCUCGAUAUCCAAUAGAGACAGGCUCCAGGCCCUUGAUAGAUGGGUGGAGAUUGAACGAUGUAGAAGUAGUUAGUGUGAGAACUCGUCGUAAUUGAGCCGAGAGAGUCAGUAAGUGUAGAUGUAGAGCGCCGAAUUGGCAAGGCUCAUUAUAGACAGACAAUUGACCGAUUUACGAGAAACCAUGUGGGAUUAAAUGGGUCAAAAGGGGUUUGCAAAUCAGCAUCGUCACGUGCAGUGGCUGGAUUUUAAAGUUGCUACAUGCUCCGGUCCGCCGCAGCCGCCGUCUUGAUUGGACGCGAAUUCGGGAGAAGUGAAUUCGAAGGAUGGUGCCUCUUGUUCUUGUCCGCAGUAGCAGGUGCUUGGAUGGAAAGCGGGGUAGGCAAGCGACAUCAAAAGUCACUCACUGUUUUUCAGAGACAGUGAAAUGGCUCAGAGUAAUCGCUUGGCUUGGCUCGAGAUCCCAGCAUUGCCGGUUGCAACACAGGAGGCGUCUUGGUGGAACGCGAGUUUUGAGAAGCGACAGAAAAAGUCAUUUCUAUUCUCCAGAGAUAGCUAUAUGGCCAAAAGAAAUCAUUUCUUGGGCUAGUAAUCUAUCUUCCCAGCUUGCUCUAGCAUGCCGAGAACCCAGAAAUGACGUUUGCAAAUCAGCAUCGUCAUUUGCAGUGGUUGAAUUUAAAAGAUGCUGAGUCUGGUCCGCUACAGCAGCCAUGUUGAUGGAGCGUAAGUUGUGGGCAAGCGACAGAAAAAGUCACUCACAGUCUUCCGUAGGAUUUGUGAUUGGCCAAGGGUAAUAGUUUACUUGGCACACGAUCUUUUCUCUCAGCUAGCUUCAGCGUACUCAGAACUUAGGACUGGCGCUAAGGCUUCAGCCUUCACCCUAAUUUGCAAACCUCAUUUGAUCAAUAAAAGCAAUACUUCUGC
Marchantia polymorpha subsp. ruderalis is the source of this 3611-nucleotide messenger RNA. The record is from the annotation of a GenBank genome assembly. Lineage: Eukaryota; Viridiplantae; Streptophyta; Marchantiopsida; Marchantiales; Marchantiaceae.